AGACACAAAGCAUUCUUCGUCCAUCAGAGAACCACCAUGAGAACCCAGUUAAUUUUGGUAGCGAUCUGCUUUUGCCUUUGCAAAGCUUCCUGCGAGGAUCGGGAUUCAGUAAACAAGAUCCGUGGUGAAGUGCUGAAGCUUUUAAAAGGCACCGAGGAGCUAAACGACGGGUUGCGAACAGUGAAAAAUGUGCAGAAGGGUAUCGAGGAGAAGUUCAAGCAUCAGAGGGAUGAGAUCGAUCUUAUUGCCGCUCUGGAGGUUGCUCUGUCCCAGUUGGAAACGAAAGUUCAUAGCAGCUUUGACGCUACAGCUUCUGGAGUGAGAAACUUGACAGAAAUUAUUAGGGCAGUUCAGAGCCAAAACGAACGGUCCAUUCAGAACCUUACCAAUGCGGAGGUGGACAUCAGGAGAGUCAUUGGGCAGUUUGAUGUCGAUCAGGACAAAUACGAGAAGAUUCUGGAUGCCUUGGCUGCAUCCGUGAAAUCACAAUUAGCGGGAAUCCAGCAACUUAUUGGUCAGGCAGUCAUUGGGGAACUCAUCGGGCUGGAUAACAAGGCCAAGGUUUUGCAGGUGCAGCAGCGCAAUAUUAUUGGCCAAGUAGGACAUCUGGAGGAGUUGAAUGCCCUGGCCAACCGUGCCAAUCGUAAGGUGAAUCAGCUGGAGUGGGGACUUGUCGCGCUUAAUCGCACCCAGUCUGAGAACCUUAACAUAAUUGAAAAUACUGUCCAUGGAGUGCAGGUGACCUCCUCACAAAUCGAUCUUAAGCUCGGUGCUUUGCUAGAUAACCAGAAAAACAUUGAAAAGUCGCUGGAGAACUGCAAGAGAAAAAAUCCGCCAGAUCACAAGCCCCAACAUGGGUCGACCCAUCCGGAACCAUCCCCGAACCACCAAUACAAGCCGGAAGUGAAGCCGGAGGUGAACCCAGGUUAUGAAAGCAGCUAUGCCUCCCAGGAAGAGGCAGAGCAACUCUACAAGCUGUGGUACAACAAAGGACAACAGCAGUGAAAAGGAUAACAUGAUUAGGAACCCUUCGAUAUCUAUUUACAAAUCUCCACCCUGUAGCAUCUUUUCAACGUUCUCAACCAAAUUACAAAUGCAAAUAUUAAUUCUCUUGAUUAUUUCCUGUUCAAAAACAAACUUCUAACAAUAAAACUUUUAAUUAUGGAA
Messenger RNA from Drosophila ficusphila, 1167 nucleotides. RefSeq lists its product as uncharacterized. The record is from RefSeq and is a predicted model, not a curated record. Bases 37 to 1005 code for a protein of 322 amino acids. Lineage: Eukaryota; Metazoa; Arthropoda; Insecta; Diptera; Drosophilidae. The transcript is spliced from 2 exons.